AUGGAAGCACUCUGGAAUUUAGAAGAUAAAUGGAAGCUUUCAACACAUAAAGCUCUCAUCUUCUUUGCCUGCAUUGUCUUUCUCGUUAUUGUCGUCCUCGGGCUUUGUGCCGCCACGGCUCUGAGAAAGAGAGCCACCAAAACCGUUCAAGAUCGUGGUGGUGUGGUUGAGCCAGGGGUGGCAAAAGGGUCAACUGGGCAAUGGCUAAGGGCGAAGGCGGCUUUGACAGGCUCAGUGCGGUGGAGCAAGGCUAGUAAAUGGGAUGGGAGUUUGAGUGCGAGCCGAAAAGAGCAGCCUACUCCGUUGCUGGCUAGAGGUGGUGGUGAGGUGGGGUGGCCAAGCCAUAAUGCGGUGUCUCCGGUGUGGCAGCGGCCGAUACUUAUGGGUGAGAAGUGCGAGUUGCCGAGGUUUAGUGGGCUCAUUCUUUAUGAUGAAAGAGGGAAGCCACUUGAUCAAAGCCACUCUGCUGAUAUCCAGGAACAGCCUACGGUUAGAGCUACUUUGCGAGAUCUUCUAUAG
Molecule: messenger RNA, 519 nt
Organism: Cynara cardunculus var. scolymus (artichoke)
Lineage: Eukaryota; Viridiplantae; Streptophyta; Magnoliopsida; Asterales; Asteraceae
Exons: 2
Coding region: 1-519 (172 amino acids)
Source: RefSeq, a predicted model, not a curated record